This is a messenger RNA of Cutaneotrichosporon oleaginosum, 591 nucleotides long. The record is from RefSeq and is a predicted model, not a curated record. Lineage: Eukaryota; Fungi; Basidiomycota; Tremellomycetes; Trichosporonales; Trichosporonaceae.
CCACAUUUGGAUGGGUCACGUGCCAGUACAGCAUGUGAUUUGCUGAUGCCGACGUCACUCGACAACACCUCCGCUUUCCGCUCCUGCUUCACUCGCUCGGUAUUACAUCUCGAAACAUUACCACGCUAGCUGCUAUACUUACAAUCCCCCUUCACGCAGCAUGACACAAUCGCCCUCACCCUCGUCUACGCAAUUUCUCGACCCGGCUCAACCCAACCCAUGCCACCUCUUCUCGAUCCGGCAAUACGAGUGCGCGCACCACGCCGGCACCGUCGACUGUUGGCCCUUCGAGCGCAUUUUUAGGCAAUGUGGCAAUGGCCCGUCGUUGGAAGUAACAAAUCGCAUCGUCAGCGAUAAGGGCGCCCACCCCGUCGUCGACCCCAAGUUCAUUGUCCACCCACCCAAAGGCAAGAAAUGGGGCGACGUCUAGUCGUAGGCCACCGGGAACACUCCGAAACACCAUGUCACGCCUCGUGCUAUUAGACAAGCAGCCGAGGACGCCGCCGGCUCUCCACUUUGCGAGGACACCGAGGCUCCCCCGAGAUGCAUAAGUCACGCGUGCGUGGAUUCACACGGCCCCACGCUUGCGAU